Molecule: messenger RNA, 150 nt
Organism: Heterobasidion irregulare TC 32-1
Lineage: Eukaryota; Fungi; Basidiomycota; Agaricomycetes; Russulales; Bondarzewiaceae
Exons: 1
Coding region: 1-150 (49 amino acids)
Source: RefSeq, a predicted model, not a curated record
AUGCCAUCUAAUCACACUAUUAUAGAGCAGAGUUUCAUCUCCAAGGUCCCCAUCCUGACCACUAGCCUCAUUAUGCCUAAAGUAUCCACUAAUUGGAAAUGCUGCACCAUCACAUACUUUGAAGAAAAAUCCAUCCUACAAGCAGACUAG